CAAGAUGAUAUCCAUUUUGGUAUUUUUUGAAGCCAAAUUUUCCCUAGAUCAUCAUAUCAAGAUCGUAUCGGUUCAUAUCAUUCAUAUCAAAAUCGUAUAAUUUCAAAUCAAUAUGAUAUCAGUUCAUAUCAUUAAUAUCAAUAUCAUAUCAGUUCAUAUUAUUUUCAUAUAAAUUCAUAUACGCUCAUAUUAGCUCAUUUCAUUAUCAUAUAAAUUCAUAUAAAGUUCAUGUUAUUCAUAUCAAGAUCAUAUUAGUUCUAUACCAUUCACAUCAAGAUCAUAUUAGUUCAUAUCAAUAUCAUAUAGUCCAUAUGAGUUUAUAUAAGUUCAUUUAAAAAAAAAUCAUUGUGUAGAUCUUAAUAAAUGUGUUCUUUCUAUACAAUUAUUUUUUUAAUCUUGAGUUGAAAUGAAGGAGAUGGAUCAUCAUAUCACUACUAUAUCAUGAUGAUAUGAUUGGUAUGAUGUUAGUAUGAGGUAUUGUACUUGAUAUGAUUGAUAUGUCAGUGAUAAUACUACAACCGACACGUGUUUUUAGCAACAACAAUGGCUUUUUAGCAACAACAACAUGCGAUGAUAGAAGUAGGAAAAGCUAUCAAAAUUUUAUCAAUGGCGACGAUAUGAGUGGACAUGCACAUAUUAUUAAUUUAUUAUCAAUGUUCUUUUAAUUGGAAUUUUAGGACCAACCCCUUCCGAUUGUUAGCCUUUUCCACGUAAACACAGAUCUCCUCUCUAAUGAUGUGAUUUUUUUCUAACAAGAUUUGAGUCAAAGUUGUAACAAAAAAAUUUCAACAAAUAUUACAAUUUUACAGUCGAUAGAAUCGCACAAGAGGAAUAUCCCUCCCUCAUCAGAAUAUUCCAAAAGAUUCAUUUACUCUUCAUUACCCCCCAGCACUCCCACUAUAAACAACAACAACACCCCAAAUCACCAUAUUAUCAAUCAGCAAUAGCCACCAUAAGACAAUUAGCAACCAAAAAACCAACCCAACCCGAAUCCAUCAUGAGUACAACGACGACGACGACGACCGCGGCGGCAGCGACGGCGAUACUAAUGACGAUAAUGUGUUCAUCAUGGGCAGUAGUGGAAGGGCAGAUCAUAAGAACCGCCGACGUGACGGUGACCAACUUGCUGUACAGGCAUCACUACCUGACGAUGCAUUGCAAAUCGAAAGACGACGAUCUCGGGGUCAGAGUGCUCCCAAAGAGGGGAUCGUGGAGCUGGCAUUUCGUCCCAAAUUUCUGGGGCACGACGCUCUUCUUCUGCGCCUUCAAGUGGGAUACCAGCAACGGGCUGCACUGGUUCGACAUUUACGUCCAGAAGAGGGAUCAGGAUCGCUGCUCUGUUUGCAAAUGGAUCGUUACGCAGAGAGGACCUUGUUGGUACAACGCCACCUCCGGUGGUUACACUGUUUGUUACCCUUUUAACAACAACAACCUGGCUAUAUAUAGCUAAGGUUAUUAGGUUGAGAUUAAUUAAGAAUAUUUGAUUAGUUUCUUCGUAAUUAGGUCUAUUUCUUUUUGAGAUGAACUAAUUAAUCCUGUGGGUGAUUAUUAGUAGUGUCAAUUACAUUUUUUGAAAUAAGAUCGUGAUAGGGUUAGCUACGACCUAAGCAAAUCACUAUUGUUGAGCUGAGCUCAUGCAAUGUUUCACUCUUCUUCUGCUCCUUAGUGAGAGUGAGCUCCAACUCCGAUUGUUCAGUUCCUGCUGAAGAUUUUUCAUUUGUUUACUGAUUACAAUACCUAAAUCUUUUAAUUGAACCUGAUCGAGUGCACAAGGGGGAAAGAAAACCAACCUUGGGGGUUUUUUUUUUAAUCUAGGUGCAAGCAUGCUUUACAUUUGCAAUUGCAAUUGUUGCCGCAUGCUGGUUUUUUUUAAUAACCUAGAACAUUCUCAGACACACACCGUUUGAGCGAUGACAGAGCGAGACCAAAUUUAGGGUUCAAUUGCUUGAGUGGAUCCUCUGCCGGGAUCUCCAUCAAAUGACUCUGGAAACACUAUAGUGGGCCUCGAUAGGGGUCGAAUAUGUGAUCUGCCACUUUACGGAACGAGCGCCCACUAAAAAUUUCACCGCUAGACUAUGUGACCUUUAACAACGUAAUUCUUUGACCUCUCCGGAUAUCGACAGAGAAUGAAGUUCAAGACUCACAAUAUAGCUAAAGUUGAGGAGGUUUAAUUUACCGAUGGAAUUUUCAGUUAGAAAUCUUCAAUAUGUUUCAUUCAUGCUCUAUAUUCUCAAAUGUCAAAACUAGGUCCAUCAAAUGCAUCAUUUACAUACCAUGUGGGAACAAGAAAACGAAAUAUUGCACAUUACUUACGAAUUUGUCAAAUUGCCCCUCAAAGAUGUUCAACAGGCAGACUUGUUAAGAUCAAGUAAAGGGAAACAACAGCCAUAAUCGAGAUAAAAAAAUGUUAACAUUCGAAGUUGAAAAUAUGUAUUACCUUAAUUAAGAUUAUCGAUUCAGUGAGAUUAAUUUACUGUACUAACCCAUUAUUGUAGGUGUUGACUUGAUUUAACUAAUCAAUUGGUUUGCAAUAUGUAUGGUUAGAUUAUACAUUAGCUAAGAUAGAUUCUUAAUAAAGGGCCGGAAAUAAAGCAUACACAUAAAUAUAUUUAGUUCGUUGUAUAUGAUGAUUCAUUUUUCUUAUGCUCUUAUUGGUCUUCCUAAUUACCAUAAUAUUGUCGUGUUCUAUCAAUUAUUUAAUUUGGUUUUAUUUUUAUUUUUUAUCAUUAGAUCACUCGAGUCAUCGAGAAACAUAGAUCAAGUAUGUCCAUACAUCAUACUGAACCAGGAUGUGAAAUAAAAACUCAUUAAAUUUGAGAAUAAAUAACGGGCAUUUUUCGUCGACAAAUGAGUCGUCCUGUUACAAUCCCGUCCAACAAAGACCACAUCAAAACACUGGAAGAAACCACGCAGCAUAGCUAACUCCACAAGGACAGCGUCCCGCCUCUAGCAUCAGAAACACAUUCUUGCCUCACCUUAUCCAGGACAUCGUUUGCAUUCCCAGCAAAGACAGUCCGAGUAAGACCAUACAACACGCACCAGCGAACCGCCUCCCGUAAGACUAGGAUUACUCUGUUUUAUGUAUAUAAAAGUCAAGUAUCUAUAAUUUUAUGAUAUGUUUUUUUUUUAAUUAUUGUUAUUCAUUGGUGUUCUAUAGUUUAUCAUUCGAUAUUUGAACAGCACCAGUUUAUAAUAUGUUAGGUUAAUCGGUAUUACAAAUAACAUUAAUAGUUUUGUUUAUGUAUCAUUCGAAAUAGAGGUUUGUCAAAUCAUAUUUAUAGGUAAACAUUUUACAUUAUCCCGUCACACACUAUAGUCACAUGAUCAAAAUUCCGACGAUAGACUUUGUAGUGACUAUAUAUAGAAACAAGUUUCGUAUAUGUUAAGGAUCAAGGUAUCUUAGUAACUCAAUAUACUUAUAGCUCACAC
This is a messenger RNA of Linum trigynum, 3429 nucleotides long. The record is from the annotation of a GenBank genome assembly. Lineage: Eukaryota; Viridiplantae; Streptophyta; Magnoliopsida; Malpighiales; Linaceae.